Anopheles cruzii is the source of this 2379-nucleotide messenger RNA. RefSeq names its product D(2) dopamine receptor (gene 5-HT2A). Bases 1 to 2379 code for a protein of 792 amino acids. Lineage: Eukaryota; Metazoa; Arthropoda; Insecta; Diptera; Culicidae. Gene Ontology annotation, cellular component: membrane; dendrite. The record is from RefSeq and is a predicted model, not a curated record. Gene Ontology annotation, biological process: serotonin receptor signaling pathway; G protein-coupled receptor signaling pathway, coupled to cyclic nucleotide second messenger; chemical synaptic transmission. Gene Ontology annotation, molecular function: serotonin binding; neurotransmitter receptor activity; G protein-coupled serotonin receptor activity. The transcript is spliced from 7 exons.
AUGGAGGUGGAAGGCGGGCUGUGGCCUGGGGGCUGGUGGUGCCGCCACUGGCAAACGUUCCGCUACAUAGUGUCCUGCGCCAGCUACAGCACCAACUCGAGCUCGCUUCUGUGGGGCCCCGAAGUCCUGUGCCGGCUGGCCACCAACGGACCCCGCUCGGUGCGGUCGGCCGUCGACGAUGAGGAGCCGGAUCGGGGCCCCGCUCUCUACCGGCUUGCGACUCAGUGCUACCAGAGCUUCCGGUGUGGACUACAAUCGCUGGUGAGCUCGGACCCGGAUGGUCCCCGGUGGAACGACGCGCUGUACGAGUGUAUCCCGGAGCUGCUCCGGGAGCCGUCCGUUAGCGGGUCGCAGUCCUCGGUGGGCCACAAUGACUGCCAAGCGCCGCUCCAGCACAACUUGACGCUUGUGGCGCGUCAAGUUUUACAGCCCGUGUCGGAGCUGAUCGUGAAGCUCCCGAAGCUGCUGCUCCAGCUGGCCGGUGGGAACGACGCAGCGAUCGAGUCCGACCUGACCGGUGCCGAUUGCUGGAACACCACCGACGUGGUCGAGCGGCGGUUGGUCUGCGGCGGCAACUACACGGCUCCAGGACACCCGACGGCAUUCUUCGAGAGCGACGCAUUCGAGGCACUCAACGCGUCCCUGGUCGAGCCGAUCCAGUGCUGGAUGAGCGUGGAGGUGCUGCAGACCGUGCUCGACACCGUGGACCCGAUCGCGGCCUUCACCGACACCGGCUGGAACCAGACGCGGCUCUUCGACGGGCUACCGGGUGCGCCUGGCGGCGACGGUGCCGCCGGGCGCUACGAGUGGAGCUUCCUGUUCGUGAUCCUGUUCAUCUUCGCCGGCGGGCUUGGCAACAUCCUCGUCUGCCUGGCCGUCGCCCUCGACCGGAAGCUGCAAAACGUUACCAACUACUUCCUGCUGUCGCUCGCCAUCGCCGACCUGCUCGUCAGCCUGUUUGUGAUGCCCCUCGGAGCCAUCCCUGGAUUUCUCGGCUACUGGCCGUUCGGGGUCACGUGGUGCAACAUCUACGUUACGUGCGACGUGCUGGCGUGCUCGGCCAGCAUCCUGCACAUGUGCUUCAUUAGCUUGGGCCGCUACCUGGGCAUCCGGAACCCGCUCGGGACGCGGCACCACUCGACGAAGCGGCUGACGGGCAUCAAGAUCGCGCUGGUCUGGCUGCUGGCGAUGCUGGUGUCGAGCUCCAUCACCGUGCUGGGGUUGAUCAACCGGAACAACAUCAUGCCCGGUCCGAACGAGUGCGUCAUCAAUAAUCGGGCGUUCUUCGUGUUCGGCUCGCUGGUCGCGUUCUACAUCCCGAUGGUGAUGAUGGUCGUCACGUACGCCCUGACCGUGCAGCUGCUCCGCAAGAAGGCCCGCUUCCUCGAGGAACACCCGGAGGGCGAACUGUUCCGCAGACUCGGAGGGCGGCUGGCGUCGUCGAAGCACUCGAACCACUCGCAGAGCGACGGUUCCUCGACCUCCACCGGCAGGGCCGUCGAGAUGCGGAAGUUCACCACCACCACCGGCACCGUCAGCAACAACAACAACAACAACAAACAGCUGCAGCACGACUCGCCACCCCUGGCCCCCACCGGCCACAGUGCCAUGCCGUGGCGCUGGCACGGCACGGCCACCGCCGGCAGAAUGAGCAGGAUGAGUUCCAUCAAGGGCAGCAUCUCGCAUCCGCACCUCGGCUACACCAAUGGUGGUGGCGGUGGCGGAGGCGCAGGGAACCGGCAUCCGGUGACCGGCAAACACCGGCUGGGCCGGGCCGUCUGUGACCAGGGCACCCAGACGCCGGACAGCAUCGAGCGGGAGACGCGUCGCCAGAAGUUCUGCUCCUUCCGGAUACACCUCAACAGUGUGCCAACGCCGGCGAUAAAUUUCAAUUUGAAAUUUUUGGGCAACAAAAAGCGCCCGAAUCUAUCGGCGAACGCGGUCGCGACCGAGCAGAAGGCGACCAAGGUCCUCGGAUUGGUGUUCUUCACGUUCGUCUUCUGCUGGGCGCCGUUCUUCAUCCUGAACAUCAUCUUCGCCGUGUGCCCGGAAGCGAAAGUACCUGAGCGCGUUGUCAGCAUCUGUCUCUGGCUGGGGUACGUGUCGUCGACGAUAAAUCCCAUCAUCUACACGAUCUUCAACAAAACGUUCCGGGCGGCCUUCAUCCGUCUGCUGCGGUGCAGAUGCGAGCGCUCCGGGCGACCGCCCAGAUACCGCUCGGUGACGGACAGCCGCGGGGCCAUCAGUCUCUGCACGCCGUCGGCCCUACCGCUCGCCAUAUCGCUGCAGGGUUCGUCGCUGCUGACACCUUCCACCACACAGGCGACACCGCUGAGUGACUUCCGCGGAAGCUACGAAAUCACCGACGACGACUGCUAG